AUGUCUGUGAACGGAAUCCUCACAUCCCCAUCGCCUCCGAGCGAGGAGCCCGGGACUGUGCUCUUCGAGACGGACAGGCUUCUCAUAAGACGCUUCCUCAUCUCCGAUGCACCGAGCAUGGCGGCUCUGGGCAACGACCCUUCCGUCGCCGCCAACUUGCGCAACGGCUUCCCGUCUCCAUACACCAUCUCGGACGCAGAAUCAUUCCUCGGCAUGGCCUGCAAACCAGACGGCACCGCGUACCCCGUGCACAACGGCAUUUUCGUCAAGCCCAACACGCCAGGGAACCCGUCUGACACGCCGCUCUUCAUCGGCGCUAUGGGCAUCAUCCCGAAGAAGGACGUCUACUACCGGACAUGGGAGAUCGGAUACUGGGUCGGAUCCUCGGCAUCGGGCAAGGGAUACGCGACAGAGGCGGCGCGGGGGUUUGCGCGGUGGGUGUUUGGGACGUGGCCGGCCUUGAACCGACUGGAGGCGGGCGUGUAUGCGAGGAAUGCGGCGAGUCAGAAUGUGCUGAAGAAGGUUGGCUUCGUCGAGGAAGGGAGGAAAAGAGAUUCGGUUGAGAAGAAUGGCGUGGUUUUGGACGAGGUCAUGUACGGGUUGCUGAGAAGGGAGUUUGAGACCAUGGUUUAG
Messenger RNA from Ilyonectria robusta, 633 nucleotides. Its product is annotated as acyl-CoA N-acyltransferase. Lineage: Eukaryota; Fungi; Ascomycota; Sordariomycetes; Hypocreales; Nectriaceae. The transcript has a single exon. Gene Ontology annotation, molecular function: acyltransferase activity, transferring groups other than amino-acyl groups. The coding region runs from base 1 to 633 and encodes 210 amino acids. The record is from RefSeq and is a predicted model, not a curated record.